Messenger RNA from Bursaphelenchus okinawaensis, 1625 nucleotides. NCBI's taxonomy places the organism in Eukaryota, Metazoa, Nematoda, Chromadorea, Rhabditida, Aphelenchoididae. The record is from the annotation of a GenBank genome assembly.
AUGGAAGUCUACAUAUUCAAGCCUGAAUUUUAUGCAGAAUGGUACAAUUGUUCACAGUUGACACAAGAAGAAUGGCAUCUAAUCGGAGUACGAAGACCAUAUUCGGCUAUCAUUUUGGGAAUUCUUGGAGGAGCUUUUUCGGUGGGUAACCAAGUUUUUAGUUGAUUGAAAGGGGGAGGUAUGGCAGUUUUUUAAUUGUUGUGUUUUGGGGUAGAUAACUUUGUUUGAAAAAAAUUAGAAAAGGUGUGGUAUAGUGAGGUAUAUACUAUAUUAUGAUAUAUGUUAUGAUAGAUAAAGGCUUGGUUUGAAAGGUUAAAGGGUGUCAUUUACUUUUUGAAAAUGAUAUGAAUGACACAUAUGAUAAGGGUAAUUUUUUAAAAUGUGGGCGUUACGGGGGUGGAUAGUUAAAAUUUUUGGAGAAAAAUCCAACUAUGUUCAAAAUUGACAUUUAUAAUCGAUGUCAAGUGAAAAUACACACCUAAAAAUGAAAAAUUUUGAGCAAAAACAUAAGAAAUAUGAUAAAAAUGAAAAAAAAAUUUUAAUUUUUAUAAAAAAUUGUAGAUAAUGUACAUCCCAUUUGUAUUCAUAAUGACAAAGCCAAAGUUUAUGCGCUUAUCAUGCUAUAAAAUUAUGUUUUGUCUCGGUUUCAUCGAUGCUGGCACUAUAUUUAUUGCUGUGGGGAUAUGUGGUUACUUUACCUAUAAUGGAGGCGUAUAUUGCACCAUGCCAAAUAGUAUAUACUUGGUUGGGGUGGCUGGAAUGUGUAAGUGGAUUUGGUGUUUCUUCUUUAUGUUGUUGUAGAUUGAUAUUGAGUUGUAUGUUGAGGAUUUUGGCGUUUACUGAGAUUUACGGUUUAUUGGAGUGUUAUAAAAGUCUUGUCGUAAUUUUGCACUGACUUGCAAGGAAAAAUACGACAAGACUUUUUGAAUGUUGUAAGGUUAUAGAAUGGUAAUGUAAAGUGUUAUGUGGAUAUUAUAUUGUAUGUCGGUUUUGUGGUUGAUAUAUUGUUUCUUGGUAAAACCUUUAUUGGUACUAAUGGUACCGUUGUGCUUUUUUACUUAUAAUUUGAUGCUGUUGUAAACUCUAUAUCAUUUAUACUGCUCUGUGGUUACUAACUUCUUUUUUGUUGAAAACUCGCUUAGUACCACUUACGCUAAUGGUACCCCUUGCUUUCUUUCAUUUCAAAUUUGAUGUUAUAGUAGCCCUCUAUAACCUAAAAACCCUAAGUUUUAGCCUCAUGGUGUGGCAGUUGCCUAUUAUGUGCGAUCCUAGCUCUAAACAGAUGUCUAGAUUUAUGUUCUCCAUCGUAUCACGAGCUAUUGUUUGAUGGUAUUCGUACAUGGUACUGGAUAGGAUUAACAGCACUAUAUAUGGUACUAAUAGCUUGGUUUGAAACCCCGAUAUUAUAUCACAGUAGAUAUGCUGCUGGGUUUUAUGACCCAUUUGUUGGCGCUCCAGUGGAAAAGCAUAAUUUAUUUAUAAACUAUACUCAUGUUUUUAAUAACGUACUGGUUAUUAUAAUCAUGUCCGUGCUUUAUGCCAUUUUAUGUGUAUAUGUGCUGAAGGAAGGGUCGAAAAUGAGCAAAACGAAGAAGAAUGUAGGUGUAUUUAUUUUGUUUGGCUGA